AUGGACCCUUGCGUUUACGAGUCACCGCUAAGUUUUCGAUUAGGUAAGCCGAGCAGAUCUGCCGCGAUAAUAAUGUCAAUUUACCUAACGGCGGGGGCCUGUUUUGGACGUGGUUUGCGACGUCGGAGGCUUUUCCCCGCCCACGCACGACUCGCCGUCGAGAUUCUGCCAUGCUUCUCGCCUUGUGGGUAUUUUCGCUUUCUGGCGUCUUACCCCAACUCAGUACGUUUAUCUCUCCGUAUAUCUCUAUGGGAUUUCAAUCCAGAUAAUUUUCAAAGCGUUUUUUUUCGAUCUUGUCAUGAUCAACUUUUUUCCUGGUUUCUAUUUCCCUAUUUCACUAAAAUGGAGUUCUCUUUUUGAUCUUUCAAACGAAUUUUCGUGAAUACUCAAUUUUUCAAAAUUUUGAGACGUGUCGAAGUUAAAAAAAAAUAUACAUUUCAAGGUAAAGCCCUGAAGAGGUUUCUAAAAUUCUAUGAAGAGUGGGAUUUGACUUUUUGCAUUAUUUUGUUGUUGUUGUUUUUAGAUGGCCAUGAGUACAAUCUUUAUUGCUAAAUCUUUGGUGAUGUGUCCGUUUUCAAAUUGAUAACUGAUAUUUGAUUCAAUUCAAAGAUAUCGACUUUCAAUAUAUACAAUUUGAAAAAACAAAUAUUUUUCCUACAGCGCCUCUUAUCGAUCCGGGUCUAGACGAUGACGAAAAGCCUCUGGAAAAAGAUAUUCUGGUCAUUCCCAAUCGAUUUCCCAAACGACUCAAUUUCUUUUGUGAUCCCAAGUGAGUGUCUGGAGCCUUUCCGGAACAGCCGACGUCUACAGGAACGACCUGAUGCGAGACCGACUCUGCAUGGGCGAAGUCGACGCCUUCGCCAUCGCCUGUGCCGACGACUCGCCUCCGCUUCAGCUCGUGCCGUUUUGCUUGGGUUAUAAGGUAGUUAUGAAGUCUAGUUUUGCAAAGCAGAUCUGGAAUGAUUUUUUGAACUUUCGUUAUAUUGAAUGAGUCUGAGAAUCAUGAAAAAUGUUUUUUUUUCUCGUGAGUAUGCUUCUAUUUGGAGCCUCUUUUUUGCAGAAAUGUACAGCGAAUUCUUCGCUAGCUCUCAAGACUCAAACCCCUUUUUCUAUUUUUCUUUUAUUCAUUUUUUUUUUUGAGGUCAUUCGCAUCGAAUUAUUUAUCAAGCCAGGGGUCAGUUAAUUUCAUGUAGAGUGAUACUAUUGAGCUUUCAAAUUGUCAUAUUCCAACGAAUUUUUUCAGCAUCAAUGCGCCAAAGCAAAUUUUCCGAAUGAUGAGUGGUGCGAGAAGGAGUUCGACCAUUACCGUGGGUUUGUGAUAACCUGUUGAAGAAAAUUUGAUAAAAAAUUGAUAAAAAAUGUUCAAGUCUAUUAAUAGAUUUUCACGUUCUAAAUUAGAGAACUCUAGACUAAAAGCAUGGUGAAUGAAAAACUCCUGAUUAAAAUCGAUGUCCUUUGGAUGAAAACGUUUUUCUUUGUUCUUCCUGGGAAAGUGCGCGAAAGCCAGAGACAAAAAAAAAUGGAAGAUGGCUGAAAGAAACAAAGAAUGAGACGCUAUCAAUUCUCCCUGAGACAAUCAAGUUUCAUCACUUCUUCUCGAGAUUUCCCUUUUUGUUUCACAAGAACCGGAAAGUGGGAUGGAAAUUCCAGGUACUGCACGCGAUUCCCCAAAAAGACUUGCCGUUCGUGUUCCUACGACUUCACCUGCGUCUGCGAGCCGUUCGACUGCUUCUGGAGGAGGUGAAACUAGAAGUUUUUUUGUACGGAUUUUCCAUUCUAGAUAUGGGUUCGAGACUGCGCGUUGGUGCCAGAAGUACGAGUUGGUCUGUGAUGAGAAGAAACGUCGGGAGAAGGGCACUGAGCUGGUCCAGCUCAUGCAGGACUCCAUCCGGGUUCACUACAGGUCAGUUUCCAUCUGCAACUGGGAACUUGGAGAUUCAGAUGCCUGCAUUUGUUCAACGUGCCACAGGUCAUUUGUGAUCCCUUCAGCACACGUUUCGACUGGCCUCGGUGCAUGAAGGUAGUUCAAGUUAUGAAUAAAUCAUUGGAGAGGUCAUUUGUCGGUAUAUCAUAUCUACCGUAUAUGGAUAAAAUCUACAAAACUCUUAAGAAAAAAUUUUACCUCAAUAAAUUGUCGUGGAAGAAUUCUACUCUUGCUUAUCAGGGUUUUUUUGAGAGGUUUUUUUCAUAUACCCCCUUUUUCAAUAACUUACAUUGCAAUAUGAACCUGAAGGCCCAUUAAGUUCUUGUUCGAUUGUGAAUUGGUCUCCGAGUGGAAAGAAGACGAGCCUGAAGAGGUUGUGGAACAAGUCGUCCACAAGCAACUCAUCAACAAAGCCUCCACGCCAGAGGAUCCCAACUUCUUCCAGAGAACCGACCAGAUAUUGGGUAAAAUUCAAGUUUCUUGAGAAUCUCCUCAUCCUGGUGGCUUUCCAGGAAAAGGUGUCACUUUAGACACGCUGAAAGAGGCGAAAAAGAUAGAAGACGCCGAAAAGCAGGUUCAGCAACUUCUCGCAUCGCAGGGAGGUGCUCCAGCCCCUGUUGUCAAACCAAAAGUGCCUUUUAUUAAAUCAUAA
Messenger RNA from Caenorhabditis auriculariae, 2576 nucleotides. The record is from the annotation of a GenBank genome assembly. Lineage: Eukaryota; Metazoa; Nematoda; Chromadorea; Rhabditida; Rhabditidae.